AUGCAAACUUCCGAUGAAGUCCAUGUUCAGGUUCAACCCUCGUCAAGCCGUAGUGAACUCGUUGUUUAUCUGAAAAGAGACCAAGAAGAAGUUGAUGAAGGUGGACUUAGAGUAAAUUAUCCAAGUUGUCACUUUCCUACUUUACCUCGUACUUUUCUUGAAAAAGGAGGAGAAGAAUCAAGAGGAUCAAAAGGGUCAUUCUAUAACAUGGCAAUACACAAAGGGUUUCUUUUGAUCGGGUGGUUAGUGACAAUAACUGAACCCUAUGCGGAAUACCCGAUGUACAAUGGUGCAUUCUACAUCUCAAGUGCUAUAACCCAUCAGUGGUUCAGUCUCCCUGAUCCUCCUCCGAACACUUCUUUAACCGAACGAAGUGUUGGUUUUAUAACCCAAGUGGAUGAAGCUCGGAAAAUUUUGACUAGUUAUAAAGUCGUACUACUUAAUCCUACAUCUAAAGGUACGUUCAUUGAAGCGGAUAUAUUGUCUUCUGAAACCAAAAGAUGGGAACACAUUAAAGUGAAGCUUCAGUGUCCAAUCACAAUGAUCCUUACGCCUCUUGUGCUAAAUAACACUCUUUAUUGGGUAAGUAAUGAGUGGCUUGACAAAAGGAGGUUUGGAGGCAAUGCUUAUAGUGGAAUCCUAGCGUAUGAUCCUUACGAAAGCCCUAAUCACUUUCAACUUAUUGAACUUCCAUGCAACGAUUUUAAUCCGAAAAGGGUAGGUUUUGAUUCCAAUCGUGGUGUUUGUCAGGGGCGGCUCAAGUAUUUUAGACAAUGA
This is a messenger RNA of Oldenlandia corymbosa var. corymbosa, 777 nucleotides long. Lineage: Eukaryota; Viridiplantae; Streptophyta; Magnoliopsida; Gentianales; Rubiaceae. The record is from the annotation of a GenBank genome assembly.